AUGAAUAUGAUGGAUUACGGUGGUUAUUUUGCUGCUGCUGCUUCUGCUACAACCGCAACGACAACAGGUAGUGAACGAAAUGCAUUUGAUCCAUUUAACCUGAAUUCAAACUUUAAUUUCACGACAAGCACAAGUACCAAUGGAAGUUCAAUGUCUACAACAUAUGCAAACACAAAUCAUCAUCAACAGCAACAAGGACUUUAUGAACAAUAUGCUAAUUCAUAUAGUCAAUUAGCUGGAAAUUCCAGGCAUCAUCUUACGGUUGCGCAUCCUCAAACAGUGUUACCUACUUCAGUUCAAAAUAAUUCUGCAGCAACUGCAAUGCAGUCAUACUGUACUUCUGAUUCUUUGCAAGCUUUCUUACAAACAGGGCUUCAUUACAAGCUUUACCAGAAUCAAACAUCGCUCCUCUCAGCAGAUGCGAUGAGGGCUGAUCCGACAGGAUUAAUUGCUGGUAUACAAGGAUCAUCGCUCGUUGGUGCCAUUUGUGGUAGAAAUAACCCAACUGGAAGGAGAAAGCAACGUAGAAUCCGGACAACUUUUACGUCUGCACAACUAAAAGAAUUGGAACGUGCUUUUUUCGAGACCCAUUAUCCUGACAUCUACACUCGAGAAGAUCUUGCAAUGCGAAUUGAUUUAACAGAAGCUCGAGUGCAAGUUUGGUUUCAAAAUAGACGUGCCAAAUUCCGUAAACAAGAGAAGUUACGACGGGCCAAAGAAGAAGUUAGUACACAAAAAGCCUCAACCGUCAGUGGUAGUCUUGGACAAAAACGUGAAAAUGAAGAUGAAGAUGGUCAAAAUAGCGGUCAUGAAGUAUCAUCUAGCAACAAUAUCUUACUCGAUGGAAUUUUGCAAUAA
Thelazia callipaeda (thelaziosis nematode) is the source of this 858-nucleotide messenger RNA. The record is from the annotation of a GenBank genome assembly. Lineage: Eukaryota; Metazoa; Nematoda; Chromadorea; Rhabditida; Thelaziidae.